This is a messenger RNA of Caenorhabditis briggsae, 1428 nucleotides long. Lineage: Eukaryota; Metazoa; Nematoda; Chromadorea; Rhabditida; Rhabditidae. The annotation marks the transcript as partial. The record is from RefSeq and is a predicted model, not a curated record. The transcript has 5 exons.
AUGAGCCUUGCUGUGAUAUUCCUCAACGGCUUAGUUGUCUGUCGCAUGUAUCGAGAACGCGAGGGUUUUCAUAAAAUUUGCAUCAACAAAGCUAUCGCUAACAUUUUCAUUGCUUUAGCAUUUUUAGUGUGGGCCGCACCAUGCUCUUACUUUCAAAAAAUGUCUCACUGGUUCCAUCGAAAUCCUAUAAAGCCUACGGAAUUCGUCAAGUUUGAGCUGAAAGGAGUGCUGACCACAGACACUUGCUCCAAGAUUUGCGGUGAGCUCCGUUUGCGUCGUGAUAAAUUGGUUGGGCAGUUCAAAAAUGCGUCGAACGAUCUGGAUGAAGUCACUAAGGAAUUCAAUGAAUACUUGCGUCUUUUUGCUGGAUUUUUGAUUGAGAUUCAAUCAUCGGUUGCAGAUUUGGAAAACAAGGAUGCUGGAAACAAGAACAGCAAGCUCAUCCCCCUAAUUCGCUUCAAAUGGGGCAACUCAAUGCUCCCGCAAACCGCCACCGAAGUCUCUGAUACCUGGUUCGAAGCACUCAGCAUGAUUCAAUGCAUGGCUAUGUGGCUCACAAAACACGCGGCUUCAAUGGCUGGAAAGGACGAAGUCAGAGAGUCAGAUGCUAAAGAAUGUCUUCAGUGUUUGAGACAAGCCGGUGGAAUGUUCCAGUACGUCAAGGAAGAAUCAGCGAGACUGUCAGGUGCCAAUGAAGUUGAAGGAUCGGAUUUUGACCCGAAAGUUAUGGAGACUUAUAUUCUGACAGCCACCGCGGAAGCCCAGGAAGUGAUAGUUGCAAGAGCCAUUGAGAUGAAACAUGACGAUGGAUUAAUAUCCUCCCUCUCCGCAGUCACUGCUUCAAUUUUCUCUAAAGCCGAACAAAGCCUGAACAAUCUUCCAGAUGAUCAAUUUGCAAGAUGGAGAAGAUAUCUUCAACUCAAACAUCAUUUCUACCUGGCUUACGCUUAUGCCUUCCUCGGACAGAAACAGUUAUCAGAGGACAAAUGCGGAGAAGCUGUGAGAGCUUGUAAGCAAGGAAAAGCUGAAUAUGAGAUUGCCAAGGAGAUGGCAGCGAUGUAUGCCACGGCUACCGGUCCAGGAACAAGAAUCAAACCCGAGCAACAUCUAUUCUUCCGAAGAAUCGAGCCACUUUUGAAUCGUCAUCUGGAGAAGGCAGAGCGAGAGAAUGGAUUUAUCUACCAUCAAAAGGUUCCAGAUGAGAUCCCACAGCUGGAUGUAGAAGCCACUUACGGAUUAGCCAAGUUGGAUUCGUUUAAAUAUCCGCCACCAGCCGAGAUGUGGAACACUGCCGUCUAUUCCGCUUUUGAUUUGACUAAAGCAAACAUGCCAGAUUUUACCAAGAUUAAGAAGAGCAAAUCAAAACUCGACCCAGUCCACGAGGAAAAAAUCUACCAGACAGAGAAGGAUCCGAGUAAUUCCAGUGGA